Molecule: messenger RNA, 4522 nt
Organism: Sarcophilus harrisii (Tasmanian devil)
Lineage: Eukaryota; Metazoa; Chordata; Mammalia; Dasyuromorphia; Dasyuridae
Gene: TMED7
Product: transmembrane p24 trafficking protein 7
Exons: 3
Coding region: 422-1063 (213 amino acids)
Biological process (GO): Golgi organization; intracellular protein transport; endoplasmic reticulum to Golgi vesicle-mediated transport
Cellular component (GO): endoplasmic reticulum-Golgi intermediate compartment; endoplasmic reticulum; COPII-coated ER to Golgi transport vesicle
Source: RefSeq, a predicted model, not a curated record
CUUCUGUAAUUUCGCUCACUUCCGGCAAUUUCCGAUCUCUUUUGCCCCCUGGCUCGGCUGCCGCCGCCGCUGCCGCCGCCGUAGCUUUGCCCCUUUCCUGUCCCCUCCCUUACCUGUCCUUUGCCUUCUCUCGGUCCGGACCUUUCCCCCUCCCUCACCCGGGCCGCGCGCCGCUUCUUCCCCCGCCCCCCCGGCUCCCGGGCUCUCCCCUCGCGGAGCCGUUUCCCCGGGAGACCGGCGCAGCCCUUCCCUCCGCCGCCGGCUCCGCGGUGGUCGGGGCCUGGGGAAGCUUCAGGGCCCCCCGCAGUGGUGAGCCCUCGGAGGAACCGGGAGGCUCCGUGUGUGUGUGUGUGUGUGUGUGUGUGUGUGUCUCCCGCACAGCCCCGCCGCCGCCGUCUUCCGGCCGCCCCCAGCCUGGGACAUGCCUCGGCCGGGGUCGGUUUGGGCGGCUGCCCUCUUGUUGGCGCUGGCGCUGGGACGGGGCGGCUGCUCGGAGAUCACCUUCGAGCUGCCGGACAACGCCAAGCAGUGUUUCUACGAAGACAUCACCCAGGGCACCAAAUGCACCCUCGAGUUCCAGGUGAUUACUGGUGGUCAUUAUGAUGUAGAUUGCCGAUUGGAAGAUCCUGAUGGUGUGGUAUUAUACAAAGAAAUGAAGAAACAAUAUGAUAGUUUUACCUUCACUGCAUCCAGAAAUGGAACAUACAAAUUUUGUUUCAGCAAUGAGUUCUCUACUUUCACACACAAAACUGUGUAUUUUGACUUUCAAGUUGGUGAAGAUCCACCACUAUUUCCCAGUGAGAACAGAGUCAGUGCUCUUACACAGAUGGAAUCCGCUUGUGUAUCAAUUCAUGAGGCUUUGAAGUCUGUCAUCGACUAUCAGACUCAUUUUCGACUAAGAGAAGCUCAAGGACGCAGUCGUGCAGAGGAUCUAAAUACAAGAGUUGCCUAUUGGUCAAUUGGAGAAGCCAUCAUUCUACUUGUUGUUAGCAUAGGGCAGGUAUUUCUUCUGAAAAGCUUUUUCUCAGAUAAAAGAACCACCACAACCCGUGUUGGAUCAUAACUAGUGUUUUGAAAAUCAAUCUACUAUACAUCUGUAAUGUUGCUAUUUUCCAGUUAAUAGUCGGUACCGAAGAACUUAAUAUUGGCAAUAUUUUAAAAAACUCUUUCCCUCCUUAUGUUGGUUGUGGGGAAAAGGCAACAUAUAUCCCUAAACCAUGGGAAAGGACACCUUUUUAUUUGAAAAAACUGAAAAACUUCAGAAUUUGUUUGAAGCUUUUCAUGAUAAAUAUCCAACACAAAUGUUCUACCCUUUCCACAGUUGUUUGUAUUCAUUCUUAUCACUCUUAACUUUGUCAUGUUGAUUCUUUUUAAUCAUAAGACUACUUCUGUCAUAGGGAACUGAUGUUUAAAAUCCUUAGGUUGCUUUAAAAAUAAGUUAUAUUGUAGAGGGAGAAAACGGCCCUUUUAAUAGUUUGGGUGUGAAUUUUUGUUUUUUAAACCAAUAUGAUGAAUUGUAGGCUAAGCCCUGUACUGCACUUUUGAUUUGUUAUGGAAAAAGUCUAUGAUAGUCCAAUAAUUUUGAUUGAGUUUUGAGUUGAUAUAUCAUGGUACAAAUUGUUAUUCUUCAAUUGCCUGUAGAGUAGCAGGUUUUAUACUCAUUCUGUGGUUUAUAAAACUUUAAAAGCAGUGAGUUUUUCAGUAAUUGUAGAAUUGAAACCUUAGAGAUUUUGAUUGAAAAUACAGAGAUAUUAGGGUUAUAGUUAGAGAGAAUUUUUGAUAAUUUUGCCACAAUCAUCACAUUUUCUGUAUUAGCUGUUCUUUUGCCUUGUAAUAACUGGCUUUCUCCACGUGUGGCUAUCUUGAUUUUAGAUAUAAAGUUAUUAUAAUUCUUUGAACUGUUUAAAAUACAAUUUGACAUUUUCAUUGUUAGCAUUACACAAUGCUGUACAUUUACUAAAUGUUAAGCAAUGAUACAUUUUUUUCCCCCUGAGAACUUAGAACUGGAACCAUACUUGUUAUUUAUAUUUGGUUAUUGGUCAUGAAAGAGUAACAGAAAAGGUUCAAAGUGUUUUAUGCAUUAAUUUUUCAUCCCAGUGGAUGGCUUGCAUUGGUUUCAUUGCUUGUAUCUUUAAUAGAUACUGUAUUACAUAUUUUUAUUGAUCUGCCAAGGGGAUGUUUCUUUGGAACAUGAAAAUAUCCUAUGUAAAUCAAAACUCAUUAAGAUUAGUUUCCUCUGUCCUAGAAUGGGAUCAUUUUACUAUGUCUAUAAUGCUAAGCCAAAAAAUGCCACAUAUAGUUAAAACAUUUUUCUGAUGUUAAGCAAAAAAGGUUAUUUGUUCCCCUAUAGCUUGAUAUGAGAAUGAGUGCUGUUUCAAAAAUGUGAUUAUUGAAUUCCCUGAGGUAUCUGAUACUAAAUAAUUACUAACUGGACAGCAUUUCUAGAUCAGCCAGUUACCAUCAUUGACCAGAAAUUACCAAUUCUUAAUUCUGAGAGUUUUUUGGUUUGAUUUGGUUUUCAAAUACAAACACAUUUCCAACAAGUUUUUCUUUUUUUCCAAGGGGGGAAAAAGUUACUGUACGGUUAACUUGAGUACCAUAACAUAGCAGAAACGUUUGUCAACUGAGUCUUGCUGUGUGAUUUAAAUCCUUUAGUUAAGAUUCUUCAAGGCAAACCAGAAUUUCAUGUAACAAGGUCUGAAUAAAGAUUCAAAGUUGUAGAUUUGUUCAAAAAAUGUAUAUAUAUAUAUAUGUUGGAUUUGAUUUCAACCUAGUGAAUAUCUUCUGCAAUUGACAAAUAAUAGGUUCUUUCAUAUUGCUUCUCUACUCUGUUAUAUCCUUCAGAUCUUCUAUUAGGCAUCAUAUAUAUAAAUGGAACCAUAAAGCAAAAUAGUUCAAGUUUGGCAGAAGACCGGAAUAAUAAAUUGAAAUUACAAUGUUAUAAAGAUAACUUAGUUUCUACCAUUUACAGAUUGCUUAUAUGAUCUUGAUGAUGGAGAUAUAAAUCUUCAAAACAUUUACAAUUACUGCUUGCAACCUGGUCAAACAUUAAACUAGUUAAGACAUUAAACCUAAGGAUAACAAAAUGAAACCUAAAACAAAUGGCUCUCAUCUUGCAUUUGCUGUACACAAAAGAUCCUCUUGUUUGUGAUUUAGUAAAACAAAUUAAGUCUAAGUAGAGCAAAAUCUGUGCCCCUAAAAAAGUUCAUUGUUUAAUAUGCCAAAUUUUGUGAAACCAGCAUUUUUUUUGAGAAAAAAAAUUGAUGUAGUAUAAACCAAGAGUUGGUCCAUACUAUUUAAGCUAGUAAGUUCAUUUUUGAUGUUCCUUUAUUUUCCUGACAUGUGUGUAUAUGUAUAUUAGAAAAUACACAUCUCCCUAUAUAGACACAUGCUAGUUGAAAGGUUUUUUCUUCCUCCUGUUAAGUUGUUGAGUCAUAAAGAAAAAUUUGAAGCCAGUUCUUUCAUCCUUUCAAUUUAACAGUUUGAAAAUUCUCAGAUGUUUGCUUGGACACAUGUCAUAGGAUGCAUAUUUAAACAUUCAUAGUUGUAUAUAUUUUUUUAAGUAGUUAAUGGAAAGGGAUUUAAUAUACAAGUUUAUAUGCUAAAUCAACUUGAGACGUUUUUGUGUUAAAAGAAAGAGUGGUUGUGGUAAGUGGUUCAAAAAGAUCACCCAAAGCUUGACAAUAUUAAACUUUGAAUACAGUGAACUGAAAAACAAUUUUUAAAAACUAUUCUUUGAAAGAUUUGUUUGUUUAAAUUCUUGUGUGUUGUCAGUUCCUGUUUUAGUUUGUAAAUGUUUAACAUUUAUAGUUUGGAUGAAAAAAAAACCCAGAUCCUUUGAAUAUUGUUUUGGAAAAAUUAAAACAAAUUAAUAUAUGAAUAUGAUUCAGUGGCUUGUUUUGUUUUGUUUUGUUUGGGACAGGCAGAAACGUCUGAAUUAAAUAGAUAUUGUUUCUGAAGGAUUAUGCCAGUUGGUGUCAUGUAGACUAAACAUUUUGAAAUUUUAAUUUCCUUUUGCCAGAAGCCUUGGCGAAAGAGCCAUUGUCUUCUUAUUGCCACUGAUAACUGAAACUUCUUUUGCUAUUCUACCAUUUGGAAGUUCAUUUCUAGCCAAAUUGAGUCUCUUAUGGUGCCUUAACAAGCCUUAUAUUUUCCCCACCUUUCCACUUUUUUCAGCAUUUUUCUUACUUCAAUAUGCUCUUCUCUUUUCACUAUCCAAAUAAGGGUCCAGUUAAAAUCUUACUAGUGUACAGUGGUCUUUGUACAUUUCAUUUGACAGUUAAUGUUAGUAAACCAUGUAUUUUUAGGUUUCAGUUUUUGAUUUGGGAGUUUUUUUAGAGGGUGAAGGGACAGUGUAAGGAGGAAGGUAUGUAUAUAUAACUUGACGUAUACUUUUAUCUCAUAAACUAGAUUUUAACCUCUUAGUCAAUUAAGUGGAUUCCAUAGUACCUCACUCAAUGCCUUUUAUACCUUGUGUAUUGAGUAGACUCCAAUAAAUAUUUUUUGGUUAUUUUAAAAAGGA